CACUUUUUAUGGAAUUUCUAUGUAAUCGAAAACACAUUUUAUAAUGUGUUUUGUGUAUUUACAAUUUAAAAUCGUAGAACUGUUUUAAACGAAGUUGUGGUAGUAGAAGUGUUGUAUAUCUUAAAUACUUGACAGGUAAUUAAAGCAAUAUAACUGUGACAAUGGACGGUAAUAUGCACUACAACUACUCGUCCCAAGCCUUCGGUGACUACCCAAUGCUAAACUUCAACAGACUGAAUACUCUACCCAUCAACCAACCACCAAGGAACGAAUUAAUGAACCCCAUGCAAGUACCUCAACUCCCUGUACCGAAUGAUUUUGCAGCCCCAAUGAUGUACUACUACAACCCAGGUAUACAGCAGGAUGAGAUGGCACGAGGCCCUGCUCCGAAUCCUGCUAUGUUGCAGCAAACGUCAAACAGAAAUGGAUAUCAAGAAGGUUACAUGUCAUAUGGUUAUGGUAAUUGGCAUACCAAUGAGCCGAACACCAGAUAUUCGGCCAAUCGCUGUCAAAGACUGAACCAGGCGGUGGUUAAAGUCACCAGGAUUAACAAGGAGACCACCUGGAAGGAUUUUAAAAAUCUGGUGAGAAUUUGGGGCCCGACCUUUAAGAUACACUUAGCCAUGGAACGAGGAACUAAUCAAGGCAGAGGUUACGGUUUUGUACAUUACAAGCAUAGAAGCGAUGCUGGCAGAGCAAUAGAAGGUAUGAAUGGUCUUUCUUUUGAUAACGCCGUCCUUGAAGCUGAAUGGGCCAGGCAGUCACUAAAUCCGGAGCAGAUUUAGAAUUUUUUCUUAUUCUUUAUACAAAAAUGUUGUUCAAAUUACUGUUUGUUUUGUGAUUUUCAAUGCUUCUCUAUUGUGUAACAUUAAUAUUCUUUUUUUCAUAGAUUUAAACAAUUAAUGUGUUUAACAAUUCACUUUGAAUGUCAGAAUUACAUUUCUUGCCAAUAAAUUUAUUUUGUGGG
This is a messenger RNA of Aethina tumida (small hive beetle), 967 nucleotides long. Its product is annotated as eukaryotic translation initiation factor 3 subunit G-like. The transcript has 2 exons. The coding region runs from base 162 to 785 and encodes 207 amino acids. The record is from RefSeq and is a predicted model, not a curated record. Lineage: Eukaryota; Metazoa; Arthropoda; Insecta; Coleoptera; Nitidulidae. Gene Ontology annotation, molecular function: RNA binding.